AUGUCGGAGGAACUGUUGCAAAAGUUCUUAACAUCAAUCGAGCAAGAAGAUGGAAUUGCUGAAAUAGGAAAGAAGAAAAAGAACAAGAGUGCUGCUAGACGAGAUAACGUCAAAACCAUAUUGCACGCCGCUUCAAAGGGACAAGUUCAAUUAUCUGCAGAAGAGAGCUAUAUAGUUCAAAAGCCGAGCACUUCAAAAGGAUCCGACUACAUCGAUGAUCGAUUAGCUUCACAAGGAUUUUCGUUGAUUGAUCAAGCCCGCUCAUUCAAACCAAAGGAUCUGAAGAAGAGAAAUUUGAAAUACAUGAAAUUCCAAGAAGGUCGUCGUAUUGACAAGAAAAAAGGACGAAUCCUAGUUCAAGCACAUAUGCAAACAAAGCAGGAUCUGAAAAGUCUUCGGAAGGAGAAAAAGGCUAUUAUCGGAGUAAAAGAACCACGUCGAUUGUUGCCUGGCCAGAAGAAGAAACAGAAAGACAAGAGUGUGUUCAGUGAUGCCGAUUUUGCUCAAGUUGCCCAUGUUGCCAAGAGAAUCAACUCGAUGGCAGAUCACUCAUUCCUCUAAAACGUUGUUGCGGAUUUUUAUUGUUAACUUUUUUUAGUUCACUUGUUUUUUUCCUCCAAAUUAUACAUUUUUCCUUGUU
This is a messenger RNA of Caenorhabditis elegans, 640 nucleotides long. RefSeq lists its product as uncharacterized. NCBI's taxonomy places the organism in Eukaryota, Metazoa, Nematoda, Chromadorea, Rhabditida, Rhabditidae. The record is from RefSeq and is marked reviewed. The transcript has 3 exons. Bases 1 to 561 code for a protein of 186 amino acids.